AUGGAUCAAGCUAGAACCCAUACUAAUACACCUCCAGCGGAGACUAUAGCUCUUAAGUCGGAGCCUACGGCGGCGUCUGUUUCGCAGCCUUCGGAUACAGCAGCUUCUUCUUCUUCUCCGGGUGGCCUGAAUACAAUGACAACGGCAGCAGGUUCGCCCCCCGAUAAUCCACAGUCGGGCUCUGCUUCGCCUACUGGUGCAGGUCCCACCUCAUUGAAGCAGCCGAACCCCACACAACAUUUGAAUGAGUACCUCCAAGACGUGAGGUCGUUGGAUACACAAGGCUGUAUAACACCAUCACAGCAGCAGUCGGUUCAGGAUGAUGAUUCUCAGCAAGCAGAUUCACAGCAAGCCGAUGCAGAUCACCAUGAUCAUCAACAUAACAGCCAGCCUGAUUCAUCGUUUAAAACCACGAUGACACACAACAACACUACGAUAUUCAAGCCCUUUGACAUCAAGACAGGGCAGUUUAUUCCAACCCCCACAUCUGCAGCAAGCACAGGUACGCAGGGUGGACCGAGCUCUUCGGAAACAGUGUUGUCAGUCUCUUCGACGGCAUCAUCGUCACAGCAAAGUCACUUCAGAACUGACCAGAAACAGAACUUGACUCGCUUGAGAAAAGUCAAAUUUAGAUCACAUUCUGUACCCACAAUAUUGCAUUCGUCACUACGGAGAUUGAACACUCACCGCAUGGCAACGGCUUCUACAGAGGCCGCCGUGGCCACGGCAACAGCAGCGGCAACAGCAGCGUCUUCGUCGGUUUCAUCGUCGUCUUCAUCAUCGGUCUCGUUGUCGUCCUCGUCAUCAUCCACAACGACAACACCAACCACGGCAACAGCGGCACCAACAGCGACAGCGACGGUAACAGCGGCAACAGCGACAGCAAUAACUUCGGCGAGUAAAACCUCAAGUAUGACACCAUUGAGUCAACAGCAGAUGCGUUCAGUCUAUCCAUCCUCUGCAAAUAACAUCUCGUCUGCUUCAGUGUUGAAUGCAGGAACUAUGACUUCUGCGUCGUCUGCGUCCCAGUUUGCCGGCAUCAAGAAGAAGAAACAUGGAAACAAGAGUGGUCAAUAUUUUUUACGCAAUGCCAUCCUGAUGAGUCAUCGGCUACAGUCCAUGGAUGGACAGGAGAUUUCAUUAGAAGAAAGGACUCAAUAUAUCAAGUCAUACGCAGGCCCCAUGCCAUUGCCACCGAUUAAUUUGCAAUGCUUAAGGGAAAUAGAUCUGUCCGAAAUUGUUAAGAACCCGCAACUUAGACAUGACAUAGUGUUUGAUCCUUUACUACAGUUUAGACCAAACUUAGAUGGUGAACGUGGUAUCAAGAAGAGACAAAUAGCAGACAAAUACUGGGCUGAUGUUGAAAAUGAAAUAUUUGUUUACAAUCAACGCGCCGAAGUAUUUGACUAUAAGCACACCCGGCUUGUACCUUUAUUUGAUACCUUAAAGGACGUUCUUGUGACAAUAGUGCCUCAGAAAGAGAUUAGCACGGUCGAAAAUGUUCUUGACACUAAGCUAUUGAUCCAAGAAUUGUUGAAAGGUUCUCUAAUAAUGACAAAUUUGUCUGAUUGGUUGGCCCAAUUGUUCAAGCACCAUUGUGCUCCUAUGAGGGAUCCAUGGGUUGAUGGCAUGCAAAACAAAUUCCGUGAAGCCCAGGAGGAAAAGUCGGUAGUAAAGCUUGUCGAAGCAUUAAAGCUGGUUUUCCAGAUUUUGGAAGCUAUGAAAUUAGAUAUUGCAAACCAUCAAAUAAGAAUAUUAAGACCGGCUUUAUUGAGUAAUGCCGUGGAAUUUGAAAAGCAAUAUUUCCAGUCUUUAAUGAGCUCUCAGCAGGUAAACUUGAAGUCUUCUUUGAAAUGGUUUAAAGAUAAGUACAAUGAAAGUUUUAGAAAUGGAUUCUUUAGACCAGAUCAAGUUCCCAAAACUCCUGAUAUAUAUCGACUUUGCAUCAAGAGUAUCAUAAGCCUACUUUCCUGCCGUAAGAUGGUGAGAGAAUACCCAACGUCAUUAUCAUUUGAUCAUGCCCGUCUAAUUUUGUUGAGGGCUGAUAUUAGACAAGCGGUUUGUCUAUUGGUUUGCAAAUUGCUUUUUAAACAAUUGGUCGCUAAUGAUACUACUAUCGAUAGAGCUGCCAAGGAAUAUGUGAUUUCUAAUUACUCAAAUAGGAGACUAAAGGAGGAGAUAGUCUCCAUCAUUACAGAUGAACAUGGCAACUGCAGGUGGACGAAAAACACGAUAUCCAUCGCUAUCCACAUUUGUAAGACCAUAAACGAAUUGAAACAGGAAUAUGAGACACUUAGAGUACAGAAUGCGAGACAAUUGGGUGCUAUACGAGCUUUAGCAAAUACUACAUCUUCUACCAUUAUCUCUACUUCUAAUACUAACAUUGGGACUCCAGAUAAGACAAGGAUUUCUACUCCAUUGUCAAAAAAGACAUUAACUCCAUUGGAUUCAAGGAACAUAGAUUUCGCUAAGUCCUGGCUUUCAAAACAAACUCAGCCGUUGAGUGAAGUCUAUGGUGUUCUUGAGAACCGUGUCUUUAAUUCAUUGGAGGGAAGCAUCUUUCAAAGAUCAAAUUGUACCAAAGAUGGUAUUGUGAAACAAGAUUUUAUUAAUUUAUGCACUACUAAUAUUCAAGGGACAUCUACUUCCUCUGUUGUUUCAGGCACUAGUGCUAAUGUUUCAGGCACAGGACCAUCCUGCACACCUUCUUCAAGCGUUUUUAGCACACCUUCUAGGAGUCAUCACAUGUCACCUACUGGUAGUAAUAAUGGCACUGCGAACAGUGAUAUGGGCAACGAAACCGGUGGUAGCAUGGCUUCACUAGAUAUGGAGGAGUUUGAAAGCUUGUAUCGGCACUUGUAUACUGUGGUCAACUUUCAUUGGUCUGUAUUUGGGUGUCAUUAUGUGGACGCCUUGGGUGAUAAAUUCAGUAGGGUCUAA
Molecule: messenger RNA, 2940 nt
Organism: Eremothecium cymbalariae DBVPG#7215
Lineage: Eukaryota; Fungi; Ascomycota; Saccharomycetes; Saccharomycetales; Saccharomycetaceae
Gene: SOK1
Product: Sok1p
Exons: 1
Coding region: 1-2940 (979 amino acids)
Source: RefSeq, a predicted model, not a curated record